AUGGCCGCCACCAGAUUAAAAUCAGAUUUUGUUGUUUUCCUUGUUAUUUUGGCAAUAACUCUUAUUUCUGGCGUAAAAAUCAACCUUAAUGGUAGCUGGGCUGUCGAAGAUGAAGGACGUGAGAUUGUCACACUUGCCACAGUGCCUGGAGAAAUCUUUAUGGAUCUGGUCAAUGGCGGCUUCCUAGACGACCCCUAUUAUCGAUCCAAUUACAUUAAGUAUCGUUGGGUGUCGUACAGGAACUGGACGUAUUCAAGAUCUUUUCUAGUAUCUGAGGAUGUGUACGACCGCCCCCACCUUGACCUGGUCUGUGAGGGCUUGGACACGGUCGCAGCUGUCUACAUCAACGAUAAACUUCUCGCCAGAACAAAAAACAUGUUCAUCAAGCAUCGCUUUGAUGUCAAAGGUCUCCUUGUGGUAAGUUCAUUGACUAAAAUCCUUUGCAUUUCAUCCAGAUUCUUGAUAAGGAAUCAAAUUCUUUUUGUUGGAAAUGAUGGCCAUCAUGUUUUCUUUACUUCAGAAGGCGGAAUUGAAACUCCUGGCAAAAAUAUAGUGAAAGUUGUGUUUACAUCGGCCGUCCUGUAUGCGGCUGAGCAGGCUAAAGCUCAUGCGUAUCCAAUCCCUCCUGCUGACAGGAAUCCAUGUGAACAUAGCGAGAAGUAUCAUCAAUUCAUACGCACUCGGCAGUCUGCGUUUUCUUGGGAUUGGGGCCCUGCUUUCCCGACAGUCGGGAUUUGGAAGCCUAUCUACAUCGAUGGCUACACAGAGGCAAGAAUUGGUGAAGUCACUGUCGCUACCUCAAAAACGACCAACUCCAGUUGGGUCGUGAGUGGUAAAGUGCACUUCCAUGUCUUGUCUGACGUCACCAUCGAUCUUGUGAUCAGUAUCCCGGGGCUGAAGAAAGUUGAGAUGUUCAAGGUCAAACUCUCGCCAAAGGUCACGGGAGGUCAGGAGUUUAAGUAUCGUCUGUCUAUUACAACUCCAGUUGAACUCUGGUGGCCAAACGGACAUGGAAAUCAGAAACUCUAUGAUAUAAACGUACAAAUUACAGACGAUAGUUUGGACCCGGUUGAUAAGAAGUCGUUACGGUUUGGAUUCCGUACAAUCAAGUUGAUCGAGAAUGAUAUACAAGGUGGCAAAGCGACCACAUUUUACUUCAUGAUCAACGACAAGCCGAUCUUCAUGAAGGGCUCCAACUGGAUCCCUGGUGAUGCGUUCCAAGAGAGAAUGACCCCUGAGAGGACGAGGAACCUGCUGCAGUCAGCUGCUGAUGCUGGCAUGUGUAUGAUGAGGGUCUGGGGAGGAGGGAUCUAUGAAACGGAUGUAUUCUACGACCUGAUGGAUGAGCUGGGCAUCAUGGUCUGGCAGGACUUUAUGUUUGCUGUAGCGAUGUACCCGGCUGACCAGGAAUAUCUUGAUACGGUCCGUGAAGAAACCACAUACCAAGUGCGUCGUCUGCAGCAUCAUGCCAGUAUCGCCAUCUGGAGUGGUAACAAUGAAUGUGCUGGUUGUCUCGCUAGUAACCGUUUUGGGACGGCGGCCCAUUACAAACGUUACUAUAACGACUAUGUCGCCCUCUAUAUUGGCGUGGUGUUGAAUGUGACAGCCCAGGAGGACCAGAGUCGGCCUAUCGUCAGUACGUCACCCAGUAAUGGCAAGCUGACGCCUGGAGCUGGUUGGAUCGAUAAGAAUGUUUAUGACACUCACCAUGGUGACGUCCACUUCUACACGUACUCUGGGAAUCUCUGGGACUGGCGUCGCUUUCCCAAACCCAAGUUCUGCUCGGAAUACGGCAUCCAAUCGUACCCGUCAUUUGAGGUGUUGAAACAAGUCUCUCAGCCCGAGGAUUGGUACUUCAACAGUACGUUUAUUGCAGACAGGCAGCAUCAUUGUGGCGGUGACAAACAACUUUUUGAUAUGGUGAAAGCUGUGAUGCAUCUCCCCAACUCGACUGACCACAUCAAACUAUUCAGUGAUCUUCUCUAUGUCUUCCAGAUUAAUCAAGCAAUGUCCAUCAAAACAGAGAGCGAAGUCUAUAGAAGGAUGCAGGGUGUCAUGAAUGGUCUUGGUGGUUACACGAUGGGAUCACUCAUCUGGCAGCUCAAUGAUAACUGGCAGGGGCCUUCUUGGGCGACGUUAGAGUACACUGGCAAAUGGAAGAUGCUGCAUUACUAUAUCAAAGACUUCUACAAUAAGACUGUGGUCGUCCCGUGGGAGGAUGGGGAUACAUUCAAGGUCAGCUUCGUCCAGGAGGACGUUCAGCUGCCGGCACCAGGGGAAUCGGUGGAAAUCCUCAAAAGUAAGACGGGUAUCCCUCUUGGAUCGUCUUACAGAAGUUCUGGGCAGGACCAGUACUCACAAGAGACGUUUGAAUGGCAGCAGUCAUCGGCUGAAGAGGGCAAAGAUCUGAAGUGGUCUAGGAGUGCGGUCACAGAGGAGGCGGAGGGUCAGAGUCCAGGGGUGGUCCACAUGGGGCAGCAGAAACUACUUGUCGUGGAGAAGGCUGCCGGUGAUAAGGAUUCGUCGUGGUAUUGCUCAACUGCCAAGCCGUGUGUUCUAGUCCUCACAUUCAGGCCGUGGGAUCUCACAAAAUCUCCACUUAGAAUUCAAACAAUUAUCAAACAGUCCACCAUCUUACCGUCCAUGGUUAUAUUUGAAGCGGAGACAUCCACGAUGUUGGGUCAGUUGAAGAGAGAAGAUUACAUGAUCGAGAUUACCGUCCAAGACGAGGCCAGCGUGACACUGGCCUCAAACUUUUACUUCCUGACCGUUCCUAAAGCUGCCUGGGGGAUGAGAAAGGCUAACAUCAAGGUUAAAAGCGUCACAGCUCGGGACAAGAACUUCGUGAUCACACUCUCCAGUGACCAGCCGGCGUUGUUCGUCUUUGUGGAGGCGUGGGGGAUCAAGGGACGAUUCUCUCAAAAUGGCUUCCAUAUGAUGUCUGGACCAAGCAAGGCUCUAACGCUGGUCUUCUAUCCAUGGGAGGUGACGACCGUCAGGGCAUUACAGGAUUCACUCAGGAUCACAUCUCUUAUGGACGUUUAUCAGUUUUGAUUAUGGAACAUAAACUUGUUUUAAUAGCUCUAAUAUAAUCUAAAAUAACCCGUAUUACAAUCAUGUCUUAACAUUUAACUGAAAUCUGAAUAUGUGUUAGAUUUAUAACUUAAUAAGAAAAAUUUCAAAUCUACGGCUAGCAUGAUAUCUGAAUGUCAAUCAGACAUUUUGUUUGCCCAACACAACUUACAGGUAAUCAGAUUGUAUCACUUGGCACAUAUCUUACAUUACCAGGUAUGUGUUUAACCAUUCCAGUUAAUCAGAUUGUAUCACUUGGCGCAUAUCUUACAUUACCAGGUAUGUGUUUAACCAUUCCAGUUAAUCAGAUUGUAUCACUUGGCGCAUAUCUUACAUUACCAGGUAUGUGUUUAACCAUUCCAGUUGAUCAGAUUGUAUCACUUGGCACAUAUCUUACAUUACCAGGUAUGUGUUUAACCAUUCCAGUUGAUCAGAUUGUAUCACUUGACACAUAUCUUACAUUACCAGGUAUGUGUUUAACCAUUCCAGUUGAUCAGAUUGUAUCACUUGGCACAUAUCUUACAUUACCAGGUAUGUGUUUAACCAUUCCAGUUGAUCAGAAGACUGACAUGCACAAGAGUUAUUCUGUUUUUGGGAGUCAAUAUGGUCUAGUGUAUCACACUUGGCUAGCUGUCAAGAGGUCUCCGGUUCAAAGCUUACAGUUGGCAUAAGAUGCUAAGCAGUUGUCAUAGUCUAACUUCCCAUCCUCCACCCAGGACCCGGUUGUUCAAAGUUCUGUUAUCUGGUUUGGCAGCCGCUAAACCACUGUUAUCUUAGCAGGCCGCCAAAUUCGCGUUAAGGUUAGCGGCCGCUAUACAACUGCUAAGUAAGCGGUACCUCAAGGGUUUUGUCUUUGGCUGCUGCCAAGUGAAGCAGCGGUCGCUAAACUAACCAGGCUUUGAACAACCGGACCCAGGUGUAUAAAUGGGGACCAGUCAGAAAUGCUCAGGUUGUAGUGCUGAUUAUCGACAAUCUUUUUUCAAUGUUGUUUUCUUUAAAAGACCGAGUGUCACUUGCUGGUCUUGUGCACUCACCCUUAAUAUUACAGAAGAAUAUCAUAUAUUUGUAGUUUGUGAUAAUUUUUCACAUGUUUUGGUAAUAAAAUCAAU
Messenger RNA from Lineus longissimus, 4181 nucleotides. RefSeq names its product beta-mannosidase-like. Gene Ontology annotation, biological process: glycoprotein catabolic process; carbohydrate metabolic process. The record is from RefSeq and is a predicted model, not a curated record. The transcript is spliced from 17 exons. Lineage: Eukaryota; Metazoa; Nemertea; Pilidiophora; Heteronemertea; Lineidae. The coding region runs from base 1 to 3054 and encodes 1017 amino acids. Gene Ontology annotation, molecular function: beta-mannosidase activity.